CAAAAGUAGAGGUUGAUGCCCUACAGCAGUACCAGUACUAUAGCCCUACUCAAGCUAGACAAAUGACCGUACCACGCGAAAAAUCCUAGCAAUUUAUAUAAGUUGGAAAUUCCUGAUUAUCCUGGCCAAUAUUUAUAUAGUAGUAUCUCCGUGUUCUUUUCUUUCAAGUAUAUAUUUUGCCCUAGUGCUACCUUGAUAGUAGUUGAUAAUUGCAGCCAAAUAGCCUGAGUGGAAGAUGUUUCCAAGACUGGAGCUCUUGCUUCCACUAAUUUUCUGCCUCCACUCUCAUCUCGUGGCAUUGGCCUGGGAUCCUGACCCCGUGCAAGAUUUUUGCAUACCCAAUGCAAAAGUUGGCUCCAAUAAUGCCAGAGCGCAGUGCAAAAAUUCAACGGAGGUUACCCCUGAUGAUUUCGUGUUUUCGGGUGUAAAAGCCCCUGGAAACUUCUCGGAAACUGGCCUCUCGGCAAAAUCGGUCAACCCCGCCACUUUUCCGGGGCUUAACACCCUAGGAAUGUCAUUUGUACGGGCAGACCUCCAGGUUGGUGGCAUCAAUGCUCCACAUUUUCAUCCCAGAGCGACGGAAAUUGCAUUCGUGGUGCAAGGAAAGGUUUAUUCUGGUUUUGUGGAUUCGACGAACCGAGUUUUUGCCAAGGUGAUUGAGCAAGGUGAAGUGAUGGUGUUCCCAAGGGGUCUAGUUCAUUUCCAAAUGAAUGUUGGCGAGUCCACUGCUACCGUCUUUGCAAGUUUCAACAGCCAAAAUCCAGGAGUGCAGAAAAUCCCAUCUACCAUUUUUGGUUCCGGAAUCAAUGAUGAGCUAUUGGAGAAAGCUUUUGGGUUGACCCUCGAGCAGAUUGGGAAGAUGAGGAGGAGGUUCUUUCCUGGAAGGAAAGGUUAGCCAUUCUCAGGAAUCUGCGUCUACCAGUUGCGUCCUUCAGUUCGGAGCUGAUUCUAGCGGUAAAUCCUGGCCAAGCAUUUGUCAGGUGAUUAGUCGGUUCCUGGUUCCAGGUUUUAGAUGAAGGGCGGCAAUUAGCUUACUUGUGCAUUGUUUUGGUCGUUUUUCAAUUUAAAUAACCAAAAAAAAAAAAAACCCAGAUUCUGUUUCGAUAUUCCCAUGCCAUAUGUUAGUUCCUUAUUAAGCCGUCAUGCUGCUUGUUUAAAAA
This is a messenger RNA of Coffea eugenioides, 1160 nucleotides long. RefSeq names its product germin-like protein subfamily 3 member 2. The transcript has a single exon. NCBI's taxonomy places the organism in Eukaryota, Viridiplantae, Streptophyta, Magnoliopsida, Gentianales, Rubiaceae. Gene Ontology annotation, cellular component: cell wall. The record is from RefSeq and is a predicted model, not a curated record. Gene Ontology annotation, molecular function: manganese ion binding. The coding region runs from base 236 to 895 and encodes 219 amino acids.